Tachysurus vachellii is the source of this 1878-nucleotide messenger RNA. RefSeq names its product protein tyrosine phosphatase 4A2a (gene ptp4a2a). Lineage: Eukaryota; Metazoa; Chordata; Actinopteri; Siluriformes; Bagridae. Gene Ontology annotation, cellular component: nucleus. Gene Ontology annotation, molecular function: protein tyrosine phosphatase activity. The transcript is spliced from 7 exons. The record is from RefSeq and is a predicted model, not a curated record. Gene Ontology annotation, biological process: protein dephosphorylation. The coding region runs from base 694 to 1200 and encodes 168 amino acids.
CUAAUGCUAAUGCUAACGCUAAUGCUAAUGCUAAUGCUAAAGCUAAAGCUAAAGCUAAUCAACAACACUACGUCCAUUAACCCACCGGAUUGUGUUCUGAUGUGGCGUCUGUUCUGUAUGUGCAGUAGAGACCGUGGCGAAUGGUGAGGAUAUAAUGCAGAGUUCCCAACAUUUCUUUCCAUGCACUGAAAGCUGCACAUUUAUGGCGUUUGUGAGUGGAGACUUCUGCCAGGCACAGCACCUGGUCAUUGUGGAUAAGUGAGAAGUGCCACAUGAAGAUAACACACACAUCUACUGUCCUACCUUGUGAGCUUUGGGUUUGAGGCUGUAUUUGCCCAAAGUUCACGCGUAUGAGUCGGUCUGAGACAACUGAGUUCCUGACAAGCAUUUUUACUUUUUACACCUUCUCCUCAGGCACCAAAUGUUCAUCCCUUUUCCUCCUGAAUGGGUUAAUUUAAUAAAACAAAUCUGAAAAAUAGCCCUUUUUUUUUUAGUUUUUUUUAUUGUGGAAAUUCAAGUGUUUUUUUUUUUUGUUUGUUUUUUUUUACAUUAGUAUUUAUUUUUAUUUUUCUAUAUGCGAAUAUAUCUAUUUAAAUUUGAGUUCUGACCCAAAGUCGUCGUGAUCACACUGUGAAAGUUAUUAUUCGUCUUUUUUUAUUAUUUGGUCACUCUAACGUUCACGUACGUGUCGAGAUGAAUCGUCCUGCUCCUGUCGAAAUCACCUACGAGUGUAUGAGGUUCCUGAUUACACACAAUCCCACCAACUCACAACUGCCCAAGUUUACUGAGGAGCUGAAGAGCUUCGGGGUUCAGACAGUGGUUCGGGUUUGUGAGGCCACUUAUGACAAAACACCUGUGGAAAAGGAAGGCAUUGAAGUUCUGGAUUGGCCUUUUGACGACGGCUGUUCUCCUUCAGAUCAAAUCGUGGACGACUGGUUAAAUCUCCUGAAAUGUAAAUUUAAAGAUGAACCACGCAGCUGCAUUGCAGUGCACUGUGUUGCAGGACUGGGACGAGCUCCCGUGUUGGUGGCCAUCGCUUUAAUCGAGUGUGGGAUGAUGUACGAGGACGCCGUUCAGUUCAUCCGACAGAAGCGCCGUGGAGCCUUCAACUCCAAACAGCUCAUGUACCUCGAGAAAUACAAACCUAAGAUGCGUUUGCGCUUUAAAGAUGCCAACGGGCAAAACUGCCGCAUUCAGUAGAACCACAAGGAUCAUGAGAUUGUUGUUGUUGUUAUUAUUAUUAUUAUUAUUAUUAUUAUUAUUAUUAUUAUUAUUGGAAAGCAAUGUUUUGCAGAUAGUUGAAUUUUUUUUUUGCUCUGUUAUGGUGCCAAGCACACGCAAGAUCAUUAGUGUCCAUAUUACCGGCGUAAGAGUUUUAAAGAAAAUAAACGUCAAGUCAUUUCUUAAGUAUUUAAGGACACACAGGAAAUACAGCACAAGGAAAAUGGGUGCGGUGUCCUGAGUGAGCAACUACAGACGAGUACAGAUCAUACCGAGUGUCCUUCAUGCUCCAUGUUAAACACAUAGCCUCAAAUUAGUGCACACACACACACACACACACACACAGAGGUUUAAUCCAUCAGAAAAGCCAAAUGUCCUUUAUAGGAAAUGUAGUUUUUAAUCAUGUUUUUUUUUUUAAAUGUCCAGAAUCAUUUCAUCGAUUUCUGUUGAUGCUUGUGACAUAAAAGCUGUAAUGUCAGUGAGGUCACACGAGCACAAAAAUACCUGUAGUGCGACAUACACAACUGUGAUAAACACACAAAGACUCCAGGUUACACCUCCAGGACAGAUAUGUGUGAAAGUAAUGGAUCAUUCCCUGGAUUAUCUCUUGCUGCUGACUUCUAGAGAUAACACAAUAAAAUAAAGGUGUAAAUGAUU